AUGUUCAACAUAUUCCGUAUUCUGGGCGAUUUGUCGCAUUUGGCAAGCACCGUUAUUCUGCUGAGGACCGUUAUGAAGACUCGACAGGUGGACGGAAUCUCGUUGAAAACACAACUGCUGUACGUUCUGGUGUUCUGCACACGAUACCUGGACCUGCUGACGUUCCGUUGGAAAUCCAUUUACAACACGAUCAUGAAAAUGGUGUUCAUCGGUGCGUCCGUGAAAGUCAUCCAAUUGAUCCAGGAAUGCAAAACUAGAAAUCCGGUGGCCUAUAAGGACAUGAUGGCCCGCGACACAUUCCAAAUCAAGUAUCUUCUGUUGCCCUGCGCGGUGAUGGCGCUGGUUUUCAACUACCAUUUCACGUUCUUGGAAGUGCUAUGGAGUUUUUCGCUGUGGCUCGAAAGCGUGGCGAUUUUGCCGCAGCUGUUUAUGCUGUCGCGCUCUGGCAAAGCCGGCACGCUGACAACGCAUUACAUUUUCGCUCUGGGUCUUUACCGCGCGUUGUACAUUCCCAACUGGAUUUGGCGCUACUACUCAGAAGGACGACUUGAAAAACUAUCGGUGUUCACGGGUCUGCUGCAAACUGCGUUGUACUCGGAUUUUUUCUACAUUUACUACAAGAAAGUGAUCAAGGGAGGGGGUUUCGAGCUGCCUCAUUGA
This is a messenger RNA of Lachancea sp. 'fantastica', 660 nucleotides long. Lineage: Eukaryota; Fungi; Ascomycota; Saccharomycetes; Saccharomycetales; Saccharomycetaceae. The record is from the annotation of a GenBank genome assembly.